Spathaspora passalidarum NRRL Y-27907 is the source of this 231-nucleotide messenger RNA. RefSeq names its product Crd2p (gene CRD2). The transcript has a single exon. Bases 1 to 231 code for a protein of 76 amino acids. The record is from RefSeq and is a predicted model, not a curated record. Lineage: Eukaryota; Fungi; Ascomycota; Pichiomycetes; Serinales; Debaryomycetaceae.
AUGACUUGUUCAUCUGCUGAAUGUGUAUGUGCUAAGAAGUCCACUUGUUCUUGUGGUGCCCGUCCUGCCCAACAAUGCAACUGUGACAAGGCCACUGUUGAAAAUGUCGCUCCUGCUGCUGGUGAUGCCUGUGUGUGUGGAAAGAGAAACAAGGAUGCUUGUACUUGCGGAUCUCACUCUCACUGUGACGGUCACAGAGAAGGUGAAACCGAUUUCACUAACUUGAAGUAA